This is a messenger RNA of Anguilla anguilla (European eel), 2776 nucleotides long. RefSeq names its product tetraspanin-8-like. Lineage: Eukaryota; Metazoa; Chordata; Actinopteri; Anguilliformes; Anguillidae. Gene Ontology annotation, cellular component: membrane. The record is from RefSeq and is a predicted model, not a curated record. The transcript has 9 exons. Bases 358 to 1140 code for a protein of 260 amino acids.
UUCUAGUCCUGCAUUUCAAUCUUUCACAGUUUCCCAUUCAAAUAUAGUUCAGCUGUCCGAACGAUUGCAUAAUAUGUUCUUUUUUCAAAGAUGUUCCCGUCCUCCGCCUGUCUUCACUCAUUCCUGCUCGCGGAAUGAACAUCUGGUCCAGGACUUCGCAUGCCUGAAUAUUCCCAGCAGAGCAGAAUACUGCGUUGUAGGAUGGUCUCCAAGUCGCAAUGGAAUACGCCCGCCCUGUCUCUUCCGCUAUUGCAACAUAAUAUAACCCAGGACAUGUUUUCGAUACGAAGUCAUCGAACUAUUUCUCCCGCAGCGGUUUACUCUCUACUUACAGGGCAAUAAUUUUUCCUAGAAAAAAUGAGGAAAACGAACGUCUGUAUGAAGCGACCCUUCCUUAUCUUCAACAUCAUUCUCGGGAUUAUUGGAGGCCUAAUACUUGCACUAGCAAUCUUUGGACAUGGUGCAUACCAUGCAAUUGAAGAGGGUGACAACAUGGUGCCGGGAUUGGUCUUCUUCUACAUCCUCGGGAUCGUUGUGGUGGUGGUCUCCGUGCUCGGGGCUUAUGGGUCGCGGAAAGAGAAGAAGUGGGCCCUGAUCCUGUGCUGUAUCGGGGCAUCACUGCUGUGCAUUACCAUGAUGGUGAUAGCAGGGAAAGUGGCAGCUUCAAAAUCGCAGGUUCAGGAAGCUAUGAAGGCUCAUUUUGAAGACAAGAAACCUUUGGACAAGGCCGAUGAGCACACCCAAAAUUCUCUGGACGCUUUACAGAAGGAGUUCGAAUGCUGUGGAAUGGACAAGGGUUACCAAGAUUGGGGAGAACAUAUCCCACCCUCAUGUCACUGUCCCGAAUAUUACAAGAACACCUCCAAAUGUAUUGAAGUACCUAAAACUGCCAAUGUGUCUGAAGAAGUGGUUUAUUCUGAGCCCUGCCUUCCUCUUGUAGUAAAAUACGUGGAAAAAGCAAUCAACGGCAUGUUGGGAAUACUGUUCGGAUUCGCUUUCUUUGUGAUGAUUGGGGUGGUUAUGGCGGUGGUGCUGCUUUGUCAAAUGAGAAGACAGCAGAAGCCAACACCGAUGACCUUCAGCGUGCACUCCAGUGAGCCGGAUUAUAAGGAGCUUCCUGAACCAACCGAAAACAUUUGAAAUGUUUGGAUCUAUUAACUGGGACUGCAAGAGCCCAUUGACUUUUUUAAAAAAAUAUUUGAUAUUUCCUGCAAUUUUAUGGAUAUUACUUUAUGGUCUAAAUGUAUGUUCACUGUAAUAUGGUACAUUUUCGUUGUAUUGUUGGAUUGUGAUUUUUUUUUUUUUUAAAGGUACAAACCUUAAAGACAUGCCAUGCAAGAUUUUAACCUUAAAAAUAUUAAAAUCACCAUGCUAAGGCAUAUCUAUGAUGCACUGGCCAUCUCUGUGUUUGUGCACGUGGUGGUUACCCGUAUUUGUUAUUCUAAAAUGUGUCUGGGAGGUCAGCGCUCCUUUCUGUGUGGGGAGGGCUGGCCGUGGCUACAGAGCCUGUGGUUUGGGAUCAGAUAUCAAGAGAGUGUUUUUUUGCUGGCCAUAGACAUUAACAUUUAACUAAACAGGCAAGCACGCCAUCUGCUGACCUAAACUAGUGAAGUCCCGACAAUUAGCCAGUACUGCACAUGCCGAGGGAAAAAAAACAUUGGAGCGCCCGUUAAAAUGAAGGGGGAAUAUCCCACAAUUGAAGCCAAAAUAAAACGUCCCCGGUGGUAUUCUGAAACUAAAUUAACGAUGCGUGGCAUCCUUUCGCUGUUGGCGUGAGUGUGUGUCUGAGUGUAUGUGUGAAUGGGUGAAUGAGAGGCAUCAAUUAUAAAGCACUUUGGAUAUAUAUAUAUAUAUAUAUAUAUAUAUAUAUAUAUAUAUAUAUAUUAUAUAUAGAUAAGAAAGCGCUAUGUAAAUACAGUCCAUUUACCAUGAUUGUAAACACAGGACCACAGCAAGGCUAAAAAAAAUCCUGCAUGGUAUGCCUUUAAACUCUGUGUGUUUGAAUUGGCUGGUUAUUAAUGACAUGGGAUAAAUAGCAGCCAUGUGAAUGUAAUUUUUAAUGUAAUUUGUAGAAAUAUGGAAAGCAGCGGUAUCAUGAAGACACUUCUAUAUAAAACUGUUUGUCAAAUUUUGAUGCAUACUAACGGUUUUCAUUGCAUUGCAAGUUAGCUGGCAUUGGUAUCUCAGAAACCACUCAGUGCUAACUAUGUACAUAAAGUAUGUACUGUGUGCUAACCAGGCACAAUUAAAACACUCAGUACUAUUUAGUAUUUGAGUAUGAAGCAUGCUGUAAAUAUAUGCUACUUUCUGCUCAUUCAUCAAGCAGAAAUCACAACUCACACAAUCCACCCUUAACAAUAACAUUUCUCCUGAGAAAUUAAAAAGUAGUUCACUGUUAGCUUAACUUUUUAUUAACUACUUAACUAUUAUCAUUAGGUCCUGCAAUAAGUUACAUGAAUUUUAUCGAGUUACUUUAUUAAAUUAAAAUUGCUAUCUGCAAACUACAUUGACAGUACAAUAACAAGGAUUUGUUUGCAAAAAGUGGCUAACUCAUGAGCAUUUGGGAAACUUUUGUUUGUUUGCUAACUCACCAACACCUACCACUAUAGUAUUAUUUUUUUAAUACCAAUUAUGUUUUCCUACCUUUUGUUCUGUGCAGGUGCUGCACAUGUACAGGUUCUUUUUUAGUAAGUUCCUGUUUUAUUUUGCUGCUUUCACAAUAAAAUAACUGUUCUUAAGUUUCUAUGGCAUUAAAUAAAAAUGUUUUUCAACCAGA